Malania oleifera is the source of this 1468-nucleotide messenger RNA. Its product is annotated as NAC domain-containing protein 2-like. Gene Ontology annotation, molecular function: DNA binding. The coding region runs from base 241 to 1137 and encodes 298 amino acids. The record is from RefSeq and is a predicted model, not a curated record. The transcript is spliced from 3 exons. Lineage: Eukaryota; Viridiplantae; Streptophyta; Magnoliopsida; Santalales; Ximeniaceae. Gene Ontology annotation, biological process: regulation of DNA-templated transcription.
UUUUGCUAUCGCCGCCCUCCUCUUUUCCCCGCCACAUGUCCGGCUGCGGUCAGCACUCCAGCUUUCACCCCGUUCUGAUCUGGAAAUUGCCAGUCGCCGUCCCUUUCUGCCACGUGUCCCCCCUCCCCUCUAUAUAUUCGUUCCUCUCCCUUGCGUUCUGAGUUUCAAGCGCCGUCCCGUUGUUCAAACCAAACACCGCCUCCACACCCAAACCCAGAGAGAGAGAGAGAGAGGUUAAAGAUGACGGCGGAGUUACAGUUACCACCAGGCUUCCGCUUCCAUCCGACGGAUGAGGAGCUCGUGAUGCACUAUCUCUGCCGGAAAUGUGCGUCGCAGCCGAUCGCCGUCCCCAUAAUCGCCGAGAUAGAUCUUUACAAAUACGACCCAUGGCAACUACCCGAGAUGGCCCUGUACGGCGAGAAGGAGUGGUAUUUCUUUACGCCGAGGGAUCGGAAGUACCCGAACGGGUCCAGGCCGAACCGGGCGGCCGGGACCGGGUACUGGAAGGCGACCGGAGCGGAUAAACCAAUAGGGCAUCCGAAACCGGUUGGGAUAAAGAAGGCCUUGGUGUUUUACGCCGGGAAGGCUCCGCGAGGAGAGAAGACGAAUUGGAUCAUGCACGAGUACCGGCUCGCCGAUGUGGACCGCUCCGCCCGCAAGAAGAACAGCCUGAGGCUGGACGAUUGGGUGCUGUGCCGCAUAUACAAUAAGAAAGGGACCAUCGAGAAGCAACACGUGGCUGCCCGGAAACCCAACCUCGCCGGAACUGACGAGCAGAAGCCAAAGGUGCAGAUCUCGUCCGGAAUGCUGCCGCCUCCGCCGCCAGCGUCGACUCCGUCCCCGUCCUCCGCGGCGUUCAACGAGUAUGUGUACUUCGACACGUCGGAUUCGGUGCCAAGGCUGCACACGGACUCCAGCUGCUCGGAGCACGUGUUGUCGCCGGAGUUCACGUGCGAGAGGGAGGUGCAGAGCGAGCCCAAGUGGAAUUGGGAAAACACCCUCGACCUGCCACUUAAUUACGAGGAUACCACCGGCCACUCCGCGUUCGCACCUCCCCCACAUCCUCCUCAGUUUCCGGGCGUUAAUCAGAUGUCGCCGCUCCAGGAUAUGUUCAUGUACCUGCAGAGGCCAUACUGAUGUGGCAUGACUUCAUUGGUUGUCCUAGGCACCCGCACGGUGACGGGAGACGGAAAAGUCCGUGAGCGCGCUGGUGCGGGUGGCAUACAUGAGAUUUAGCUGCUAGCGAAAUAUUUUGGGAAAAAUCAUUUGUGGGGCCCCUUGGGCUUUGAGCUGUUGAUCGCUCAUCAAACGGUGCAAAUUGAGAUACAUGUCUGCUUCUACACUGUGUACAAGAAUGUAUAUAACGGGCCAUGAGGAUUUACACUAUGAUUUUGAGUAGCUCCAUGAUGGACGGUCUAAAUUUUAUGCUUGUAUUAAAGUUUUGAAUUUGAAGGUAGAAUUUGCAUCA